Lolium rigidum is the source of this 606-nucleotide messenger RNA. RefSeq lists its product as uncharacterized. Bases 103 to 606 code for a protein of 167 amino acids. The transcript is spliced from 2 exons. NCBI's taxonomy places the organism in Eukaryota, Viridiplantae, Streptophyta, Magnoliopsida, Poales, Poaceae. The record is from RefSeq and is a predicted model, not a curated record.
CAGAUACAGAGGGAAGAGAUCUCUCGUCGGAACCGCAGGGAAGAUAAUCGAUUUGACCAUCUGCGCCGUCGGCCGCCGCGUUGCCCUAGGAUCCGAGCAAGGAUGGAGAACGGCGACCUGUCAACAAUGGCACCGUCGAGCUAUUCCGAUGAUGAGGUGGACAAGGCGGUGGACAAGGCGGUGGACGCCGCCCUCGCUGCCGUGGAGGCCCGGAGUAAUAAACCCGGAGGGGGAAAAAAGAAGAAGUGGAAGACCUUCCGGUACCCGCCAGACGAGGCGGAGAUGCUCAUGAACAUCCAGCUGAAUACAUACCCCAAGAUGCCCAACGUGUCGCCCGAGCUGGAAGCAGAUUUCCCGGAGAUCUUCAGCCAAUUAAGGGCCACGUGGGCCAGAUGCACGGAAGUUGCGGAGCAGAGCAACAUGCAGCUGCUUGCAAAGCGGGAUGAGAUUCGACGAGAGUACGCAGCCAAAGGCUAUGUCACAUACAAGGCCGAGGUCACCGACGAGGAUGAAGAAGAAGGCCCUCGUCGGCCUCGAGGAGGAGGCAGGAGGAGAUUCCGCGUGGGAGUUGGCAAGCAUUCAAGUGGAGCUAGAAAGUUAAACUAA